GCACCGCCGACCGCUGGAGGCGCUGUUCAGAAAACGGAUGACCGGUUUUAAUUCAGCCUCGGCUGCUCAUUUCGUCCUUCCGGUGCCCCCGUCGCCCCGCUCCCUCCCGAUGCUAACGCCGUCGGGCUUGGCUGUGGGAGCGUAAUGGCGGUGCACCGGGGACCCUCUACGAAAUGGCUCUUCACCCGGGAGCAGCUCGAAAACACACCGUCUCGACGCUGCGGAAUAGAGGCUGACAGGGAGCUCUCUUACCGCCAGCAGGCCGCCAACUUAAUCCAAGAUAUAGGCCAGAGACUCAACGUCUCUCAACUGAUUAUCAACACUGCUAUAGUAUAUAUGCACAGGUUUUAUAUGAUUCACUCUUUCACCAAAUUCCAUAGAAAUAUAAUUUCCCAGACCACGUUGUUCCUGGCGGCUAAGGUUGAAGAGCAGCCCAGGAAGCUGGAGCAUGUCAUUAAAAUAGCCCAUGCCUGCGUAAACCCACAAGAGCCUGCCCUAGACACUAAGAGCAAUGCAUUCCAGCAGCAGGCACAAGAGCUUGUAGCACUGGAAACAAUAGUGCUACAAACACUGGGUUUUGAAAUAACAGUUGAUCAUCCACACACAGAUGUUGUGAGGUGUUCCCAGCUAGUGCGAGCAAGCAAGGAUUUGGCACAGACUUCCUAUUUCAUGGCUACCAACAGUUUGCACCUCACCACCUUCUGCCUGCAGUACAGACCCACAGUCGUCGCGUGUGUCUGCAUCCACCUGGCCUGCAAGUGGUCCAACUGGGAGAUCCCCGUGUCCACAGAUGGCAAACACUGGUGGGAGUACGUGGACCGCACUGUAACGCUACAGCUGCUGGAUGAGCUCACGCACGAGUUUCUUCAGAUUCUGGAGAAGACGCCCAGCAGGCUGAAGAGGAUACGAAACUGGAGGGCCAUUCAAGCAGCCAAGAAGCCAAAGACAGAGGGCCCGACAGUGGACAGUGCCUUCCAGGGGACGUCCUUAGACAGCCUUCCCGGUGUCAACAACUCCUUCUUCCCUUCCACGUCUGGAUCAGACUCGGGAGACAUGCCCUCCCUGAACAGCAUCGCAGCCCCCUUCGCCUCCUACCAGCCGCUCAGCGACCCGUCAAAGAGCUGCGGCUACGACCAGUUCUCCCAGCCUCCCCACUCAGACUUCACCCUGGUCAAACACGAACACAAAUCUGCGGGCGGGUCUAGUAGUAAAAACCAGCAGCUCGCUGCGAACGCCUCAGCUUUGUCACGCUCGCAGAAAGUCUUGACUUUGGAAAAGUACAGAGAGAAACACGCGGCGGAGCUGGCCCUGCAGAACGGCGUGAAGGAGGAGCUGGGCACAGACAUGUACGCGCCACCUCCAGCUCUCUCCUCUCACCACCACAAGAAACGCUCUCAGCCGCAGCAGGCCGGCCAGUCGGGCGACGGCAGGAGAGAAAAGUCCAGCUCUAAAAAGACCCGGCUGCCUUCCUCCUUCGCCGAGAACGGCUCCGCCACUAGCGAGGAGCUCAAGAUGAGAAUCAAAGUUUCAUCAGAGCGCCACGGAGGCUCAGAGCAGGGCGGGACUCUGCCUGGAAAAGACAAGCACAAAGAGCACAGCGGCCACCGCCACUCGAAACAUGGACACUCGCACUCCCUCAGCGGGAGCAGUAGAGGGACACUAGACAACGCCUCCCUAUCUCUACGAGCUCCCGGCGGCCACUGCAACGACGGGAGCUCCUCCGGCUCGUCCCGUAAGAGGCCUCACUCUGACGCCGGCAACCACAACCACCACCACCACUCGACCAAGAGCGGCAGGAGCUCCAAAGGAGGCCUGAGCUCGUCCCACUACUCGUCGGAGAGCGGCCAGAGGAUGAUGGAGCACCACGGCCACGACGGAACCAACGGCAUGCUGACCGCCAACGGCCAACACACUGACUACAAAGACACUUUUGACAUGCUGGACUCUUUACUAAGUGCCCAAGGAAUGAACUUGUAACCCUCGGAGAGUCCCCAGUGUUGUCUAGAAUAAGGUAUUACCAUGUUUAAUAGAAUUUUAAAAAAUGAAUUUAUUUGUCUUAAGUUAUCAGAAUUCUGCAUCGCCCUCAGUCGUGUCUACACACUGAUUAUUGAUGAUUCUCGUUGAGCUGUCAAAUGUAAAAUUAUAUGCAUAGAGCUGUGUACUACUAGCUUGCAACAAAAAACAAACAAAACGAAAACAAACCAUGAGAAGUUUUAAGAAUGCGGCUGGAAAAACUGAGUUUUAAAUGUUAUUUUAACGCGAGCUGACAUUAUUUUAAUGUGCAUGUUUUCAGUCACAAAAGGGAAGACAUAGCUAGUGUUCGCAGCCAUUGUGACAGUUUACAGACAGUUAAUGUUUUUUUUUUUUGUUUUCAGUUUUUUCCUUUUUCCCCUUUUUUGUUUUUUUAGUUUUUUUUGUACGUUACGAUGUUAUGUUCCACUAAAAAUCUCAGGUCUUGAACUUUUUUGAUAUGAGAACGAAUCUUCCUCUGUUUGGGUUUAUUACCUGUAUCUGUGGAGAUGUAUCACCUCGUCCAUUUGCUGACGAAGACGGCAGAACUCUGGUAUCUGUCUUAGGAAACGUGGUCUGCUUAUUUUUCAAAGAGUGCAUCAAUAGUUACGGGAAAAAAAACAAAAAAAAAACAAAUACAAAUGUGAGGCCGACUCCAUUUGCUGUCUAUUUGCUGUCUAUUGGGACUCCAAGGCCGUACCUGAACUUAAUGUGCAGACUCAUUAUAGAGCUACAAAUGAAGUUUACGUUACAUCUGCUGUGAAAGUGCAUUUAAGAUAUAUCGGCUAAAAUUGCAAAAAGGCCUUGUGAUUGUACCUUGUCAAUCGCUAUUCAGUAUGAUAAAUGUUAUUAACUAUCAGAAAAUACAGAUCUCUAAAAUACAAUUGUGUAUAUAGGACUGUAGUUCAGAAUUAAAACUGUUGGUUUAUUGCAUCAGUCCAAACCUUCCUCCAUUCAGUGUAUCAUGAGAUCUAAAGCAGACUGUAUUGAUGAACAUAUCCUCGAUUUGUGUAUUGGGAGCCCAAAUAAAGGUGUAAAAGUGAUUUUUACACAUCAGAGA
Messenger RNA from Seriola aureovittata, 3070 nucleotides. Its product is annotated as cyclin-T2-like. NCBI's taxonomy places the organism in Eukaryota, Metazoa, Chordata, Actinopteri, Carangiformes, Carangidae. Gene Ontology annotation, molecular function: cyclin-dependent protein serine/threonine kinase activator activity. Bases 145 to 1977 code for a protein of 610 amino acids. The transcript has 9 exons. Gene Ontology annotation, biological process: regulation of transcription by RNA polymerase II; positive regulation of DNA-templated transcription, elongation. The record is from RefSeq and is a predicted model, not a curated record. Gene Ontology annotation, cellular component: cyclin/CDK positive transcription elongation factor complex; nucleus.